Anastrepha ludens (Mexican fruit fly) is the source of this 1549-nucleotide messenger RNA. RefSeq names its product tigger transposable element-derived protein 4-like. Lineage: Eukaryota; Metazoa; Arthropoda; Insecta; Diptera; Tephritidae. The record is from RefSeq and is a predicted model, not a curated record. Gene Ontology annotation, cellular component: nucleus. The coding region runs from base 103 to 1224 and encodes 373 amino acids. Gene Ontology annotation, molecular function: DNA binding. The transcript is spliced from 2 exons.
AAAGAGCUGAGCUAUUACAGUUUUAUUCAGUGAUUGAAGUUAAAAUGAUGCAUCGAAGCAGCAUUUCGCUUGAAAAAAAGUUAUUAAUGAUUAACAAAGUUAAUGAAGGAAAGAAAAAAAAAAGAUAUUGCCAAUGAAUUCGGAGUUCUUCCCAGCACUUUAUCAAAUAUUUUAAAAAAUAAGGAAGUGAUUUUAAAAAAUGCGGAGGAUUUGGCAGUAAAUACCAAACGCAAAAGACUUCGACCUUGCCAUUUUGAGGAUAUUGACGAAGCAAUGCUGAAAUGGUUACUCGUUGCUCGUGGUAAGAAUCUCCCUUUAUCUGGACCAUUAUUGAAGCAAAAGGCCAAAGAUUUUGCGGAAGCACUAGGACACCACGAAUUUGAGGCAAGUACAGGUUGGUUAGACAAGUUCAAAAGUCGGCAUGGCGUUAUUCAAAAGACAUUAUGUGGGGAAAGUGCUGACACCAACAUAGAAAACCGUGAUGAAUGGGUGACGAACGUCUUACCGAAAUUAAUUGAAAAUUACAACAUUAACGACAUUUUUAAUGCCGACGAGACUGCUUUGUUUUUCAAAUGCUUGCCAACUAAAACACUGGCAUUCAAAAAUGAAAAAUGCUUUGGUGGGAAGCAAAGCAAGGAGAGAAUAACUGUCCUGGUGGGAAGCAAUAUGACUGGAUCAGAAAAGCUAAAAUUGCUGGUAAUCGGAAAGGCCAAAAAUCCGAGGUACUUCAAGGGAAUAAAAUCUUUAGGUGUCGAUUAUGAGUUUAACAAAAAAGCAUGGAUGACCAGUGAGAUUUUUACGAAAUGGAUUGUAAAACUCGACAAAAAAUUUUGUGAUCAAAACAGAAAGGUGUUGUUUUUUGUUGAUAACUGCACUGCCCACCCUAAAGAUGUAAGAGACAAGUUGAGAAACAUUCAUCUCGCUUAUUUUCCUCCCAACAUGACUUCGUUACUGCAACCAAUGGACCAAGGCAUUAUCUACAACAUGAAACAACAUUACAGAAAACGAAUUUUAACGAAUAUAUUGACUCAAGUGGAUGAGGGAAAUUCUGUUAUGGCCAUAGACUUGCUGCAAGCAGUUCGAAAUCUUAGCAAUAUAUGGAAUGUCUAUGUUAAACCAGAAACAGUUGCCAACUGUUUUAAAAAGGCUGGAUUUUCAAAAGAUGUUAUGCAGAUUCCAUUUGAGCAUUGGGAUGAAGAGGACCUUCUUUUAAUAUCGGAUUAGGCCGCUUUACAGUCUUCAUUUAAAAAAGUAGCAAAUAUCGAAGCAUCGUUUGAUGACUACGUAAAUGUUGAUAAUGGUGUGCAGACUUGGGACAAACCAUCCGAAGAAGAUAUUCUCAACAGCAUUUUUGAAAGUCGCGGAGUUCCAGCUGAACCUGAUAACGAUGAACACGAUUUGACCGUUGAAGAAUUGGCAGAAACUGAGGAGGCAUUACCUACGUUGAUACAAGCUGCUUCAUCCAUUAGCGUAAUUAGAGCCUUUGUGGAAAUGAGGAGUGACGUGCCGAUUAAUGUUUUCAACUCUCUACAUGAUUUGGAAGCUUUUA